Beta vulgaris subsp. vulgaris (sugar beet) is the source of this 1818-nucleotide messenger RNA. Its product is annotated as ribulose-1,5 bisphosphate carboxylase/oxygenase large subunit N-methyltransferase, chloroplastic. The coding region runs from base 92 to 1594 and encodes 500 amino acids. Gene Ontology annotation, molecular function: [ribulose-bisphosphate carboxylase]-lysine N-methyltransferase activity; protein binding; protein-lysine N-methyltransferase activity. Gene Ontology annotation, biological process: peptidyl-lysine monomethylation. The record is from RefSeq and is a predicted model, not a curated record. The transcript has 12 exons. Gene Ontology annotation, cellular component: chloroplast. Lineage: Eukaryota; Viridiplantae; Streptophyta; Magnoliopsida; Caryophyllales; Amaranthaceae.
ACCAGAGGUGGCCAAAGAUAAGGCUUCAUUCUUCUUCUUCACUCUCUACUUUCUACUCUGCUCUCUUUCUCUCUCUAUCAUAUCAGCAGCCAUGGCAGAAGCUUCAACUGUAAUAUUUCGAAGCACACUUCUCCCUUCCAUGUUUUCUCAAAAUCAUCAUCUUCCAUAUUCAAAACCCUUCCGUACAAAAACCCUCAACAGUCCUUCCCAAAUUAGGUGCUCAAUUUCCACAACUGAUACUCCUUUUACUGCAGUGGACAGAAUUCCUUGGGGAUGUGAAGUCGAUUCGGUCGAAAACGCCGAAGCGUUGCAGAAAUGGCUGUCUGGGUCUGGUCUACCCCCUCAGAAGAUGAGGAUAGAGAAGGUGGAUGUUGGAGAGAGAGGUCUUGUUGCUAAUAACAAUAUUAGAAAGGGGGAGAAGCUCCUCUUUGUUCCUCCUUCUCUUGUUAUUUCCGCGGAUUCGGUGUGGAGCUGCCCAGAGGCUGGUAAAGUGUUAAAAAGGAAUUCUGUUCCAGACUGGCCGCUGCUUGCAACAUACCUAAUAAGUGAAGCAAGUCAAAUGAGUUCAUCAAGAUGGAGCAAUUAUAUCUCAGCCUUGCCUCGGCAACCCUAUUCACUUUUGUACUGGACACGUUCAGAACUGGAUAGAUAUUUGGAAGCAUCCCAGAUUAGAGAAAGAGCUAUUGAAAGGAGUAAUGAUGUAAUUGGAACAUACAAUGAUCUAAAGCUCAGGAUAUUCUCUAAGCACCCUGAUCUAUUCCCUGAAGAAGUUUUCAAUAUGGAGACAUUUAGAUGGUCAUUUGGCAUCCUUUUUUCGCGAUUGGUAAGAUUACCCUCAAUGGAUGGUAAGGUGGCAUUGGUACCAUGGGCAGAUAUGCUCAACCACAGUUGUGAGGUGGAAACAUAUUUGGAUUACGAUAAAUCUUCAGAGGGCAUUGUCUUCACAACUGGACGUCCAUACCAGCCAGGUGAGCAGGUGUUUAUAUCAUAUGGAAAGAAGUCUAAUGGGGAGCUAUUGCUGUCAUAUGGUUUUGUUCCUAAGGAAGGAACCAAUCCUUCUGACUCUGCUGAAUUGUCAUUGUCACUUAAGAAAUCUGACAAAUGUUACAAGGAGAAGAUGGAAGCUUUGAUGAAGUAUGGCUUGUCGGGGUCUCAAUGCUUUCCUUUGCAAGUGACCGGUUGGUCAGUGGAGAUGAUGGCAUAUGCUUACUUGGUAGUAAGCCCGCCAAGCAUGCUAAAUCAAUUUGAUAAGAUGGCUGCUGCAGCAUCAAAUAAAACAGGGACCAAGAAGGAUAUUAGAUACCCUGAUCUAGACGAGCAAGCUUUACAAUUUAUUUUAGAUAGUUGUGAAGCAAGCAUUGCAAAAUACUCUAAGUUCUUGCAGGCAAGUGGAUCGAUGGAUUUGGACGUGACGUCUCCGAAGCAGCUCAACCGAAGAUUGUUCUUGAAGCAACUAGCUGUAGACUUGUGCAACAGUGAGCGGAGAAUAUUGUAUCGCGCUCAAUAUAUACUAAGGAGGAGAUUAAGAGACAUAAGAUCCGGUGAACUAAGAGCUCUCAAAAUCUUUGAUGGAUUCCGAAAUUUGUUCAAGUGAAUCCCGGAAAAAAUUCAAAAUUGUAUUACAUAGGCUUCGAUAUUGUUGUUGUACUACCCUGUAUAAUUGCAACACCUCCUAUCAAGCUAGGAGGAUGUAGUAUACUGUGGAACUUUUGUGUGUGUUAAGCAGAUCAUUUUGAUAGGUUUGGUUGAGUGUAAUGUGAAUGGAUUUGCACCCUGAAAACCAAGUGAAGUUAAUAUAAGUUUCUAUAGUUGCCUGUA